AUGUCUUCUAUAUCAAAUAAUAGCUCAAUGACAAACACAAGCGCGCCACAGGAUUCUUCAAACCAGUCAGGCCGCUCCACUGUAGAUGUCGACAUGGUCUUCUUCUGGUUAAUAAUCAUAGUUGGUGUUGUAGGCAACUCGCUUGUCAUAACUGUGGUCAAAAUGAUACGCAGUAUGCGAACAGCUACCAAUUACCUCCUGGUAAAUGUGGCAGCCGCCGAUGUUACUACGUUAGUGUUCACGGCAAUCCAUUUUCUCAUUAGAAAAAUCCGUCCCACUUCACCGAAGGCACUUCUCAGUUUUCUUUGCGCGUUCAUUUAUAACAACACUAUUGUCAUAGUAACACUCUUAGUGACGUCAUUGACCAUGACUCUCCUAGCCUUUGAGAGGUACCACGCUCUGGUGAAACCGCUUAUCAACUCCGGCAGGCUUACUAAUGGCAACAUUACUUACGUUAUCACUGCCAUUUGGGUCGUUGCCAUAGCGAUGGUGACGCCGCUGUUUGCAGGCUUCUCUUAUGAUUCAACAGCGGGUACUUGCCAUGCAGAUUUAGAAGAAUUGGCAAUCUACGUCAGUUGUCUUUUUAUUGUUCUGACUUUUAUUCCGUUCAUCAUUAUCGCCUAUUGCUAUUCCCAAAUUGUAUACGGCCUUUACGUCAAGAAGACAAUUUGCAGCAACAAAAGUGAAAGAGCAGAAACCCCAGAAGAAGCAAGAGAAAAGAGAAGAUUGGUGAUCCUGCUGAUCUUGUUAAGUGUGGUGUUCUUCACAGCUUUCGUCCCUUACGGUCUUUUGAUCAUACUGAAUUUCAACAGGAUGAAGAUUGCGUAUCUAACAGGCCUCCGGCACGUUGCACAGUAUCUUACGCUUCUCAGUUGUUCAGUAAACCCGUUUAUCUACGCUUUUCAAAGCUCAAGUUACAGACACAGUUUUAAUUUCCUUUUUAAGAAAUUGUUUCGUCGUGACACCACAGUGAACUCCUUAGAACUAAUUAAAAUGCGUACUGGAACGUCUUUGAGAACAGUGUAA
Pocillopora meandrina is the source of this 1026-nucleotide messenger RNA. The record is from the annotation of a GenBank genome assembly. NCBI's taxonomy places the organism in Eukaryota, Metazoa, Cnidaria, Anthozoa, Scleractinia, Pocilloporidae.